AUGUCGGUGUACGGCCUGGAUGUGGUCAGUGAGAACGCUGUGGAAAGAGAGACUGUCCAGUCUGUGGCCGAAGACUUAUGUGGAGCCUUGAGUGACGUCGGCUUCUGUUACAUCAAAAAUCACGGAAUCCCCCAGUCUUUGAUUGAUAAAAUGCACGCUGCGAACAAAACGUUCUUUGAAAUGCCAGUUGAGUACAAGAAUGCCUACCUUCGUCCUCGUAACGGACAGCUUCAUGGAUGGGUACCCUUCGAGACAGAAACGAUAAAUGCAGAGAGGACCGUUGACUAUAAAGAGGGGUUUAACUACAUGCCAGCGGAUAACAUUGAGUUGUGGCCUGAUGUUGAAAACUUCGAAUCCAGCGUGAAGGAGGUCUACAACAAAUCUCACCAGCUAGCCUUGAGGAUACUGGAUUUGGUGUCGAUCGGGUUAAAAUUAGAGGACGGAGCGUUCCUGAGAAAAUGUCACAAGUUGAUUAGUCAAAAAGGCAAUACCACACUCAUGAGGAACAAUUAUUACCCAACGAUUCCGAAGGAUAAAGCAGUCAAUCCGAAACAAGCGCGAUUUGGAGAACACUCGGACUAUGGCACCUUGACUUUGCUUUAUCAGGAUAACGUGUCCGGUCUAGAGAUAAGAACACUUGAAGGAGAGUACAUUCCAAUAGCUCCUAUACCCGACACUGUAUUGAUCAACAUUGGGGACCUGAUGCAGAGAUGGUCUUCCGACAAACUCAUCGCCACGAAACAUCGAGUUUUGAUUCCUGAUCAUGAGGAUAGAAGGAGAAAGGUUCGACAAUCCACUGCCUUUUUCAUCGUUCCAGACGAAGAAACUAUGAUAGAGUGCCUUGACAACUCAAAAAAGUAUGAGCCUGUAUCAAGUAAAGACUAUCUGACGAUGAUGUUGAAACCAACAUACUAA
Messenger RNA from Mizuhopecten yessoensis (Yesso scallop), 915 nucleotides. RefSeq names its product UPF0676 protein C1494.01-like. The transcript has 8 exons. The coding region runs from base 1 to 915 and encodes 304 amino acids. The record is from RefSeq and is a predicted model, not a curated record. Gene Ontology annotation, molecular function: dioxygenase activity. NCBI's taxonomy places the organism in Eukaryota, Metazoa, Mollusca, Bivalvia, Pectinida, Pectinidae.